Oryza sativa Japonica Group (Japanese rice) is the source of this 2446-nucleotide messenger RNA. Its product is annotated as amine oxidase [copper-containing] alpha 3, peroxisomal. Gene Ontology annotation, molecular function: copper ion binding; quinone binding; primary methylamine oxidase activity. The record is from RefSeq and is a predicted model, not a curated record. Gene Ontology annotation, biological process: amine metabolic process. NCBI's taxonomy places the organism in Eukaryota, Viridiplantae, Streptophyta, Magnoliopsida, Poales, Poaceae.
UGAUUUCAGUAUAAUUCGUCAGCAGCAGAACUGGUCAUCUAUAUAAGUACAUAAGCAAAAACGAUCAUUCGACCCCACACGCUUCCUGAUCGCUUCUGGCAAUGGGGCAUCCUGUCGUCGCCGUCGCCAUCGUCUUCGUCUCCGCCGCCAUCGCCAUGGCGGCGAGCUCCCAGUACUCCCACCACCCGCUCGACCCGCUCACCGCCACGGAGAUCACCGCCAUCCGCGCCGCCGUGCUCGCCUCCCCGCUCGUGCCGGCCCGCCCGCUUUUCUUCCACUACGUCGGCCUCGACGAGCCUGACAAGCCGGACGUCCUCUCCUACGCCUAUGGCGCCGCCGACGCCGCUGCCACCUCCUCCCAAAUGACCCUGCCGCGCCGCGCGUUCGUCAUCGCGCGGGCCGGCGGCCAGUCGCACGAGUUCACCGUCGACAUCGCCGCCGACAACGCGUCCGUGCUCUCGCACGCCGUCCACCGCGGGCCCGGCUUCCCGAUGUUCACGGACGAGGACCAGAUCGCGGCCAUGGCGCUGCCGUACACGUACCCACCGUUCGUGGAGUCCGUCCGGCGGCGCGGGCUGGACGUCGGCGAGGUCGGCUGCGGGGUGCUCUCGAGGGGGUGGUUCGGCGCCGAGCAGCCGGCGUACGGCGGCGCCAGGGUGGCGAAGAUGAAGUGCGUGGUGGUGGACUACAACGCCACGGCGAACAUCUACGCGCGGCCGGUGGAAGGCGUGGUGAUGGUGGUGGACCUCGACCGGAUGGCCAUCAUCGGGUACAGGGACAGGGCGGUGUUCACGGUGCCCAAGGCGGAAGGGACGGACUACCGGGCGGACAAGGUCGGGCCGCCGUUCACGGGACCGGCGGCGCCGCCCGGCGUGGUGAUGCAGCCGGAGGGCAGGGGGUUCCACGUCCACGGCCAUCUUGUCAAAUGGGCCAACUGGGAGUUCCAUGUGGGUUUUGACAUGCGCGCUGGCACGGUCAUCUCUCUGGCCUCGGUGAACGACACCGAUGCCGGUGGGCUGAAGCGGCGGGUGCUCUACCGCGGCUUCGUUUCGGAGAUCUUCGUACCGUACAUGGAUCCGGAGGAGGAGUGGUACUUCCACACGUUCACGGACGCCGGCGAGUACGGCCUCGGAGCCUUGGCGUCGCAGCUUCAGCGUGGUGCCGACUGCCCAGCCAACGCUGUCUACAUGGAUGGCUACUACGCCGGCUCCGACGGCAAGCCCGUGAAAGCCGAGGACGUGAUCUGUCUGUUCGAGCGAUACGCUGGUGAUGUCGCAUGGCGCCACACCAAUGGCAUUGGGCUGGGCGGAUUGUUCUCGGAGGUCCGGCCGGACGUGACCUUGGUGGUGAGGAUGGUGGUGACGGUUGGGAACUAUGACUACACAUUGGACUGGGAGUUUAAGACCGUUGGCUCCAUUAAGAUUGUGGUGUCUCUUAGCGGUAUCCUGGAGAUGAAGGCCAUAAACUACACGCACGUCGACCAAAUCAGGGAAGACACACAUGGCACGCUGAUCACCGAGAACACCAUCGGUGUCUACCAUGACCACUUUGUUACCUACCACCUCGACCUCGACAUUGAUGGCACCCGGAACUCUUUCAUCAAAAACAACAUCGUUCCUAAGUGCAACACUGGCGUUCGUGCAACCGGCGGUGCUCCCACACCGAGGAGGAGCUACUGGACAGUACUAUAUGAGGUUGCCGAGACUGAGGCGGAAGGCCAGGUGAACAUUAAUAGCGCUCCUGCUGACCUCCUCUUCGUCAACCCGAGCAAGAAGAUGAAGAUUGGCAAUGAGGUAGGUUACCGGCUCAUUCCAACUGGUGCGACAGCAACGUCAUUGUUGGCCGACGAUGACUACCCGGAGCGCCGUGCAAGCUACACCAAGAAGCAGGUCUGGGUUACGCCGUAUAACAAGUCGGAGAAGUGGGCAUCCGGAUUAUACGCCGAGCAAAGCACGGGAGAUGACAACUUGGCCGCCUGGAGCAAGAGGAACAGAAGUAUAAAGGAUGAAGACAUUGUACUGUGGUAUACGGUUGGUCUGCACCAUGUUCCGUACCAGGAGGACUUCCCAGUGAUGCCAACUAUCAGCGGUGCAUUAGAGGUCCGUCCAUCCAACUUCUUCGAGAGGAACCCGCUUAUCAGAACAAAGCCACCCGAAAACUCCCCAAACUGCUCGUGCAGCAUUGGAGGAUCUGCUUAAUGUGAUUGAUGCUGCCGUGCAUCUUAUUUAUAUUUAAGACAUCUUGUGCGUCUAUGAUUCGAUAUAGCGGACCAUUGGGGAGACAUUGUUCGCCUUUUGUCCAAUAAUUUUUAUUUGAUUUGAUCAGUAAGAAGAUCAUAUUUGCUGGCAAGGCCCUUACUGUAACAUUACUAAAUGAUAAUAGUAGGUAGGUAGAGUGAUGCUUCGGUACUCUUCUGCUAGUAGUAUACUACUAGCAGAAAUGAUCU